AUAAAUCUCAUAUGCAUUGCUAUUGCUGCGUCUAUACCCAUCAUCUGAGGUUUCUUUUCGACCAUCAUGUCGUUUCAACUCUCCAUUGACCCCGUUAGACCUGCAGAAUUCCCUGUUGAGGAAACUAUCGUUGAGCUUGGUCGUCAAGUAUUAGAGUCCACCGAUUCUUGGAAAGCAGGCAAAACCUUUUCAAAAGGCACUGUCCAAACACUUUCUCGCGCAAAGGGACCAGGAGACGGAGCCCCUUGGCAUUGCAGAGUUUCCAAUCACGCCAAGAAGGAUGCGACGUUCGAUGAGUUUUGGAGCAAAAUUGGCACUAACAAAGCUGAGAACGAGAAGGAGUUCAUCGCUGCGAUCAAGAAAGUGACGCUAGUCAAGCGAAUCUCAGAGACUCAGUCCAUCUGGACGAUGUACUACACUUUCCCUCCCCCCGUUUCUCCGCGUGUCUUCACUGUGUUGCAAACAAUACACUUUCGCGAGUCAGCUCCAAGGACUGGCUUGGUGGUUUCAAUUCCAGUUGAUUUGUCCGGGCCAGGUGACGAAGAUCUUGCCAAACUUGAAGAGAAAGGCACAAAGGGACGAUAUGUCUCCGUCGAACGCUUGCUCGAGUUGGAUGACGGCACAGUAGAGUGGCGAAUGGCGACGUCCAGCACACCUGGAGGAAGUAUUCCGACUUUCAUCACGGAGGGCAGUAUGCCAGGCCAAAUAUCUGCGGAUGUUCCGCACUUCUUAAAGUGGUUCCAUACCGUUCGCAAUCAAGGAACUGCGUAACUCGAUAGUUGAAAUCAGACCGGACAGUAUAUCGGACAAUAGAUGAGCAAAUACAUGCGUUUAUUCAAAGGCGAGAGAUAUGGUUGAACGUUCUGCAUGCGUGACUGUUGUGCGAACUUAACACAAUCUACACAAU
Molecule: messenger RNA, 907 nt
Organism: Suillus fuscotomentosus
Lineage: Eukaryota; Fungi; Basidiomycota; Agaricomycetes; Boletales; Suillaceae
Exons: 5
Coding region: 67-771 (234 amino acids)
Source: RefSeq, a predicted model, not a curated record